This is a messenger RNA of Monopterus albus (swamp eel), 550 nucleotides long. Its product is annotated as gastrotropin-like. Gene Ontology annotation, molecular function: lipid binding. Lineage: Eukaryota; Metazoa; Chordata; Actinopteri; Synbranchiformes; Synbranchidae. The record is from RefSeq and is a predicted model, not a curated record. The transcript has 4 exons. Bases 29 to 406 code for a protein of 125 amino acids.
CUCCUCCUGCUACUUCUCUUUCACCAUCAUGGAUUUCAGUGGGAAAUAUGAGCUGGACAGUCAAGAAAAUUAUGAGGAAUUUCUGGAAGCACUUGGGCUUCUCAGUGCCAAGACAGACCACAAAGUGGUAACAGAGGUGGUUCAAGAUGGCAACAACUUCACCUGGACACAAACCAUCCCCAACUGGUCCUGGUCCAAUAAGUUCACUGUUGGCCAGGAAUGUGAGCUGACGACAAUGACGGGCUCCAAAUUUAAGGCCACUGUCACUAUGGAAGAUGGCAAGAUUUCAAUACAAUUCCCUCAGUACCACUUCACAGCAGAGAUCACUGAAGAUAAGCUAGUGAUGAAUUGCAAAACUCCGGGAGAGAAGGGUGUGACAUUCAACAGAGUAAGCAAACGGAUUUAAUGCUGCGAGACUCGACAUGUUUCAAUAUAAAAGGAGGCUACAGGAGAACACAUCACGAAAAUGCCUGUUCCAGUAACUGAAGCAAGCUGAGGAAGUGGUCGUUUCUUAGUUCUGACUAAAAAGAAGCAGAGGAACGAGGCUACA